UAACACCAGAUGCCAGUGGCCACAUAAUUACCGUUGGCUGUAAAACGGAGCUGCUGCAUAUUCGUGCGACAUGAUUUGAGUCCCUCCCUACCCAUUCUCUGGGCGGAACCUCUCUCCCGUUUCUCCUUCUCUUUCUGUCUGCUCCGAACAACAAUUAUCAUGGACGUGACGCGGGCGCCGCUGUGCCGGAGAAGCCUGGCGCUUUGUUUGCUGUUCAUCGCUCUUUACACCUGUCCGUCGUUCGCCGAAUGCGGUCCUUAUCCUAUCGGCACCAGGCUUGGGAACGUCUCCCUUACGAACGGACAAACCGCCCGAGGUGUCGCCUAUUCUGUCGGUAGUCCUGAGCAGGAAUUCGCCUUUCUGCCCCAAUGGCCCCUCAACAAUGUAAUGGCAUAUGGAACAAACGGGAAAUGUACGCCCCCAUCGCCAGCUGACGAGAGCGGGUGUACAACUUGGCGAGGCGGCCAGUACGAUUCGCUCAGCUCAAGCACGAGGAGAGGCAUCACGCAAGACUCAUAUCCCAAAGACGCCGACAACUACCCCUCAAUGAACUUCUACUCAGAUGAGCUCAAGCUGAACGACAACGUGACCAUGUCACGGGUACCCAUUGGUGUGCCACUCGAGGACUGGGGUCAAGAAGGUUAUCAUCCCAUGAUGGCUGUCGGGCUUGGAACGAACUCAUCCAUCCUCAACAUGUUGAAGGCGGAUGGAAGUAUCUUGUCUAGGACGUGGAGCAUGUUCCACGGCUGGACUGGGGCCUCCUCCACAAGCCAACAUGACGGGACGUUCGUGUUCGGUGGCUACGACCGAGCCAAGGUCUCUGGCCGCGGCUACAAAAUGUCCUUGACCAAGGAUGAAGGCUGCGCAUCGGAAAUGAUGAUUACGGUCGGCGACAUGAUCCUCAACUUUCCCAAUGGGACCACGAAAAGCCUUUUCACCUCCGAGUCAAAAUCGUUCUCGGCGUGUCUGGUCCCUGACUACCCAGUCAUCAUGACAAUACCACAGGAUCCCUACUUUGAGAGGUUUCAGGAAAUCACCCAAACGACCAUCUCAGAGAGAACUGCCGGGCUCUCUUACUACAGUGUACUUUAUGACGACGGCGAUGAUCCUUACGAGGGUGACUUGACCAUCGAAAUCCAGUCUGGUCCUUCGAUCCGCAUACCCAAUCAUCAACUUGUGACGCCGCAAAAGUACAUCGAUGAAGACACCAGAGGAUGGGCCGCAAAUGCCUCGAAACCAAAUCUGCUCCUCAAUCCGAUACAAGACGUCAACGCCAACGACUUGCCAAAGCUGGGGCGGUACUUCCUCUCCUCGGCAUAUGUCAUGUUGAACCAAGACGCAGGGGAAUUCACGCUGUGGUCUUCGAACCCUACCGACGUCGAGGAUCUAGUCGCGAUCGACGAGAAGGGCGACGAGCUCACCGAGUUCUGCAACCCGACUCCGACACCCUCGCCGAGUUCGGAUCCGAGUUCUAGUCCAACCGGUGAGCUUGUCGGGGGAGAGUCCACCGGUGGAGAAGACCCUGGCGAAGAAUCGACCAUGUCCACAGGCACAAUCGUGGGGAUCGCCGUUGGUGGUGCCGCUGGCCUGGGGGCUAUAGUCGCCGCCGUGGUCAUCCUCUGGCGGCGACGGCGCCGCAAUAAGACACGCGAUGUUCUAAACCGAGACGAGACCGGACCUAGCUCACACAAUGCUGUCAUGAUAGAGGAUCCAUAUGCAAAGAACAAUUACUACCACGCAGAGCUACCCGGGGGCACGCCUUCACCUUUGGACCAUGGGAAGAGCGUUCAUCCCAGUCAUUACGAGUUGGCUGGUUAGGUUUGUCGAUAGCUAGUGUCGAAUGUACGUGAGGAUUGAA
Molecule: messenger RNA, 1858 nt
Organism: Emericellopsis atlantica
Lineage: Eukaryota; Fungi; Ascomycota; Sordariomycetes; Hypocreales; Bionectriaceae
Product: aspartic peptidase domain-containing protein
Exons: 2
Coding region: 160-1818 (552 amino acids)
Source: RefSeq, a predicted model, not a curated record